GUGGGAGAGAGGCCGGGGGUGCGGGAGAAGCGGGUGGCAGUGAGAGAGAGGCUGGGGCUGCGGGUGGCCAGAGGGAAAAGGCCAGGAGUGCGGGCACGGGUGGCAGCUAGGGUGAGGCCAAGUGUGCGGGUACGGGUGCCUGGGGGGGUGAGGCUGGGGUUACAGGAGGAGCAUCUGGUAGAAGAGGGGAGCCUGGGAGUAAAGUAUCAACCUCAGGAGGAGGGGACAGUGGGCUCAGGGGUGCAGGAGCAGGGUGUGGCCCUGGGAGCCCCCCAGGAGCAGGGUGUGGCCCUGGGAGCCCCCCAGGAGCAGGGUGUGGCCCUGGGAGCCCCCCAGGAGUGGGGAGAGGGCCCGUGGGUUCAGCACCAGCCUGAAGGGGAAGGGGAGGCGAGCCCAGGAGUGCAGGGGGGCCAGCAGGGAGAGCAGCAGGAGACAGGAGGGUUUGUCAGGGGCCUGCAGGAGGAAGGGGGCCUGAGGCCGGGCGUGCAGGAGGAGGUUCUCAGGCUGGGCGUGCAGGAGGAGGCGCUCGGGUGCGGUGUGCAAGAGCAGCCUCAGGAGCCUGAGUGGCUGAGCCCAGGUGUUCAGGAAACUGGGAGGACCCUGGAUGUGCAGCAGCAGCCGCAGCGGGGGAGGCGGCGAGCAGCACAGGUGUAGGGCAUGAGAGGAGUGAGCCCAGGAGCCUAGCACUGUCUCCGGCCCAGACCCUUAGUAGUGUCCCAGCACCAGCUGGUGAACCCAGGAGGUGGCCUCAGCGCUGGCACGGCCGCUAGCCGGGGAGCGCAGCACCACCGUCCUCCUGUGAGUGUGGCCGUGCAGUGCCAUCGCUGUCCCCAGCCGCGCUGGAAGUCAGCAGGAGAAGGUGGGGGUGAGCCCAGCAGUGCCAUCCCUUGCCAGCGAGCCUGGAGCUGAGCAUCCCCCCAUAGGAGGAGCCUGGAGGGGCGAAUCCUGGAGAGUCCCAGCCGUAACACCACUGCCAGUCUGGGUGGCCAGGAGUAUAGCAGCAACGCCACCCUCAUCGUUCACGCACCGAGCCUGGGCACCAAACAGCAGCACCCUCCCAUUGCUACACAGUGAGCUUUGCACUGUAAAGCUGCAUGCAGUGCUCCUGGUCUCGUAUGCCAACAACUGCUGGAGCAUGCAGUGAAUCUGGCAACAUGGAGCAGCAGCGUUUUACUAGCUUGGAGUAUAGCAGAAGCAGCAACGCCUUCAGCGCGCAGUGAGCCCGGCAGCAUGCAGUGAGCCCGGCAGCAUGCAGUGAGCCCGGCAGCAUCCCGCGCAGCGCUGUGCAGUGAGCCUGGCAGCGUCCAGUGCAGCAGCCUCGCCGCCAGCUUGGCCUUCCUGGAAUUUAAUAGCAGCAGCGCCUUUCCCGUGCAGUGAGCCUGGCAGUUUAUACCCUCUCCAGCCUGGCAGCUUGGCAGUGCAGCAGCUGAGGAAGGAGGUGACCCUGUGGGUAGAGUGGCAGUGCCACAGCCAGCCCAGGAGUACGGCAGCAGCGAGAGACGGUGGGGAGUCUGGAGGGCAGGAACUGGAGGUAGAAACUGACAGACUGAGCCCGGCUGAGCCCAUGGGCUGCAGCAGCCAGGCCCCAGCCCUCGACGGACAAGCUGGCGAGUCGCAGGGCGCCACCCUCUGGAUCGUGCUGGGACCCCCCCUGGGAUCUCGCGCCCUGGAGGCGGAUGGGCCAGGAUUAUCGGCGCUUUAGGACUCAGCCCCCCUCAGUCCUCUGUACAACUCAAGACUCUGUGGGAGGCCAAAACGGACGCCCUCCCAGCCCCCCGGAAUAUCCCCCCAACGCUGCUGGAGCCCCCCUGCCCUCUGACGAGUCCCCUGGGGCAGGACCGCAAGGCCCAGACGGAGCAGCGCCCGAGCCUCAGACGCUGCCCUGUGGCAUGGAGUCGGACGAGGGCACAGACUGGCUCCUGGAGCUCCUGGCCGAGGUGCAGCUGCAGCAGUACUUCCUGCGCAUCCGCGAUGACCUCAACGUCACCCGCCUCUCACACUUCGAGUACGUCAAAAAUGAGGAUCUGGAGAAGAUCGGCAUGGGGCGGCCUGGCCAGCGGCGGCUGUGGGAAGCCGUGAAGCGCAGGAAAGCCAUAUGCAAGCGCAAGUCGUGGAUGAGCAAGGUGUUCAGCGGGAAGCGCCCCGAGGCAGAGUUCCCGCUCCAGCCCCAGCCCCCCUUCCCCAAGCUCUCCAGCCCGUCCCCCGCCGAGGAGGGGCAGCAGGCCCUGACCUGCCUGAUCAGCGAGAGGGACCUGAUGCUCUUCGAGAAGCUGGGCGAUGGCUCCUUCGGCGUGGUGCGGCGCGGCGAGUGGGGCACGCCCACUGGCAAGAUGCUCACCGUGGCUGUGAAGUGUCUCAAGACGGAUGUGCUGAGCCAGCCGGAGGCGCUGGACGACUUCAUCCGGGAGGUGAAUGCCAUGCACUCUCUGGACCACUGCAACCUGAUCCGGCUCUACGGCGUGGUGCUCUCGCCCCCCAUGAAGAUGGUGACGGAGCUGGCCCCGCUGGGCUCCCUGCUGGACCGGCUGCGGAAGAACCAGGGCCAUUUCCUCAUCUCCACGCUGUGCCAGUACGCCAUCCAGAUCGCCAAGGGCAUGGCCUACCUGGAGUCCAAGCGCUUCAUCCACCGCGACCUGGCUGCCCGCAACAUCCUGCUGGCCUCCAGCGACCUGGUCAAGAUCGGCGACUUCGGGCUCAUGCGGGCGCUGCCCAAGAACGACGACCACUACGUCAUGCAGGAGCACCGCAAGGUGCCCUUCGCCUGGUGUGCCCCGGAGAGCCUGAAGACGCGCACCUUCUCGCACGCCAGCGACACCUGGAUGUUCGGGGUUACUCUCUGGGAAAUGUUCACCUACGGGCAAGAGCCGUGGGUCGGCCUCAGCGGCAGCCAGAUCCUCCACAAGAUUGACAAGGAGGGCGAGCGGCUGCCGCGGCCCGAGGACUGCCCUCAGGACAUCUACAAUGUCAUGCUGCAAUGCUGGGCACACAAGCCCGAGGACCGGCCCACCUUCGUGGCCCUGCGUGACUUCUUGCUGGAGGCCCAGCCCACGGACAUGAGGGCCCUGCAGGACGUGGAGGAGCCGGAGAAGCUGCACAUCCAGAUGAACGACGUCAUCACAGUCAUCGAGGGCAGGGCUGAGAAUUAUUGGUGGCGGGGUCAGAAUAAGAGGACCCUUAAAGUGGGGCAGUUCCCCCGAAACACAGUGACCUCCGUGGCAGGGCUGUCGGCCCACGACAUCAGCCAGCCGCUAAAAAACAGCUUCAUCCACACUGGCCAUGGAGACACCAACUCCCAGCACUGCUGGGGCUUCCCCGAUAAGAUCGAUGAGCUGUACCUGGGAAACCCCAUGGACCCUCCCGAUGUGCUAGGCGUGGACCUGAACGCAGCCAGACCCACCCAGCUCCCGGGCCGGGCGAAAAGGGAGCCACCGCCUCGGCCACCACAGCCGGCCAUCCUCCUUUCGAGUAAGUUGGGCCAUUCUCCGCUCCUGUCCUCUCUCUUCUCUCCUCACUCCUCUCUGCCAGAGCCCUCGUACGACCCUGUCAGCCGGGAGGACGACUCCCUCUCCACGGGCCUCAAGCGGCUGUGCCUGAGGAAGCCGGGCCCCCCGAAGGGGCUGAAGCUGGUGAAGCCUUCAGCCUGGGUGUCGGGCACCAAGGUGGGCGAGCGGCAGCCGAGUCGGGCCAAGGGCGGGGGCACCUACUGUGGCGAGGCGCCACUGAUCGACUUUGGGGACGAGCCUUCCCCCACCACCCCCUCGCCAGUCGGGGAGCUGGGCGCCCCUUCCCUCGCCAGGCUGGCCAUGGAGGCUUUCUCCCUGCUGGACAAGACGCCCCCACAGAGCCCCACACAGGCACUGCCCCGGCCCCUCCACCCCACCCCUGUGGUGGACUGGGACGCACGGCCCCUGCCCCCGCCGCCGGCCUACGACGACGUGGCCCAGGACGAGACCGACUUCGAGGUGUGCUCCAUAAACAGCGUGGAGGGGCUGGCGGGGCGGCCGGCCUGGGCCGAGGACGAGAAGGCGGUGGGGGAGUGGGGCUCGGCGCCGCUGGAGGACAACCUCUUCCUGCCGCCCCACGGGGCCAAGCAGCCGAGCCUGGCGCAGACUACCGAGAUCUUCCAGGAGCUGCAGCAGGAGUGCAUGAAGCGGCUGCACGUGCCCCAGGGCCCCGGCGAGGACAAGCCGCAGAUCCCGCCCCGCGUGCCCAUCCCGCCCCGGCCCCUGCGGAGGAACGAGCCCGGGCGCUGGUCGGGGGAGCUGUCCCCGGCCUCGGGGGGUGAGGAAGACCGGCCGCCCCAGAUCCCGCCCCGCGACCCCUUGUCCCAGCCCACCUCCAGGACUCCCAGCCCCAUGGCGCUGCAGGCGGGCUCCCCGCAGCAAAGGGCCAGCCUCUGCUCCCCCUUGGCCCUGGCCACCUGCCUCUCCACCUCCCCGGGCAAGGCCAUGCCCACCACGCAGAGCUUCGCCUCAGACCCCAAGUACGCCACGCCCAAGGUCAUCCUGGCGCAGGACAAGGACAGCGCCAGGGGCCCCUGCAUCCUGCCCAUUGUCAAGGACGGCCGGAAGGUGAGCAACACCCAUUACUACCUGCUGCCCGAGCGCCCCGCCUACCUGCACAAGUACGAGAAGUUCUUCAAGGAAGCCCAGAGCCCUGAGGAGCCGGCGCCCCGCGUGGUCAGCACCGCUGCCGUCCGGCCCAGGGUGCAGCCGUCCAACUGCUCGGCCAACAACAGCAACCCCGGCCCCCGGGGGGCUCUCAGGGCCUCCUGCAGCGUCCAGACCAUCAUCUACGACAGCAGCGACGGCUGCCGGGCCGCCGAGAAAGUGCAGCUGGUGCAAGAGAUGGUGCACGGCGUGACCACCGAGGAGUGCCAGGCCGCCCUGCAGAACCACGGCUGGAGCGUCCAGCGGGCCAUCCAGUAUCUGAAGGUGGAGCAGCUUUUCUGCCUGGGCCUGAAGACCAGGGGGGAGUGCCACAGGGUUCUGGAGAUGUUCGACUGGAACCUGGAGCAGGCCAGCUGCCACCUGCUGGACCCCGCCAGCGCCGCCAGGCAGAAGCGGUGACGGCGGCAGGCCGGGAAGCUGAGUCAGACCUGGAGCGGGCACCUCCCACCUCUGCGGUGCCUUCCCCCCACAUUGGACUGAGCCGGCCAGAGCGUGGCUGGAGAGCCAGGAGCAGGGCUGAGAGCCUGACCAGGGGCUCAGGACUGGCGAGGGGCAGCCCCCAGGAUCCCGCUGGGGGUCACCCAGGAGCUCGCUGGGGAAUUGUUUUGUAAAGAGAAAUGUAAUUUUAAUAUAUAUAUAAAUAUUCUAUUGGAGAGGAA
Chelonia mydas (Green sea turtle) is the source of this 5329-nucleotide messenger RNA. It is a transcript of the gene TNK2, whose product is annotated as tyrosine kinase non receptor 2. The transcript has 17 exons. The coding region runs from base 1677 to 5069 and encodes 1130 amino acids. Gene Ontology annotation, cellular component: extrinsic component of cytoplasmic side of plasma membrane. Gene Ontology annotation, biological process: protein phosphorylation; negative regulation of epidermal growth factor receptor signaling pathway; signal transduction. Lineage: Eukaryota; Metazoa; Chordata; Testudines; Cheloniidae. The record is from RefSeq and is a predicted model, not a curated record. Gene Ontology annotation, molecular function: ATP binding; protein binding; protein tyrosine kinase activity.